CACUACUCCAUGCGACAUAUAUAGCAGUAAAAGCUCUCGGUUUAUAUUCACAUAUCACAAAAUUCAUUUCUUUACAAAAAAAUUCUUCAUAUCCUCAAAAAUGUCUUCCGGCUACAGCAACAACUUUAACGAUGGCGCCGACACAAUCUUCUCUUCAAAUAAUGUUCGUUUAUUAUUUUACUGUCUCCACUGUAAUUGCAUCUUCAUUCCUAAUCAGUUAGAUUUCUCUGGAGCUUCAUGCCAUCGCUGCAACAACAACCAUAAUAUCUCAUCCGAUGAACAAGAACCUCCGAACUCCACAACUCAAGCAUCCCUGUCUUCUACUUCAUCAUCUUCUUCUUCCCAAGUAGAAGUACAAGAGCAAGACGAACAAGAGGAUCCUGAAUCAGAGCAAGAAUCUCCUAACCCCUCAGUUCAAGAAGUUUCUUCUUCUUCUUCUUCUUCUUCUUCUUCUACCUCGUCAUCUUCUUCUUCUUCCGACGAACAAGAAAACGAACCAGAUCAAGAAUCUCCUCCUCCUCCUCCGAGUUCUCCUUCUCUUUCUCCUCCUCGUCCUCGUUAUCCUUCUUCCGAGGAGCAAGAAUCUCCAUACACCACUACAAUUUCUAACUCAGCUUCUUCCCCCAAAGCCCUUACAAUGCCAGCUUUGGAAUUGGCCGUUGGUGCCAAUGCCGAUACCGCUGCUGGACAUGUCGAUUCAGGUAGUACCGAUGUUGUCUACCAUGCUGAUGCCAAUACAGAUGCCUUAAUCGACGUUGUUAACCAAGUCGAUUCCAGUACCGAUAGUGGUAUUGUUGAACAUGUCGAUUCCAGUAGUACCGAUAUCGUCGACAAUGCUGAUGCCGAUACUGAUGCCUCUAUCGAUAUUGUUAACCAAGUCGAUUCCGGUACCGAUAGCGAUGAAGUUCAAUAUGUCGAUUCCAACUCUGAUAGCGAUUGCAAUGAGAAGCAAGAAAAUCAUGAUGGCUCAAAAGGCGUAGGUGGCAGCUAAUUAAUUGUUUCAUGAGAACUUGAGCCAUGCAGAUUGCCUCUGAAGGUUGUGAUUGUGAAGGAAUAACUUGCCGCUGUGAAGCUGAUUUUUAAAAGUUUUCUUUUUUACAUCUAUUACAUAUACGCUAUUAUUUGUUCUUGUAGUGCAUUAGGACAAUGGUAAUCAGGAUUAUUAUUGGACAGUAGAGUAGUUAUCAUCUCAAGAAUUUUUUUCAUUAUUUUUUGUUGAUAAACAAUUUUUAAGGCAUGGUCCUACCCAAUAGGGGAAAUUAAUGGUAUUUUUUAUUUUACUCUGUUGAAAACUUCAUUUACCAUCUACGCUUGUGACAUAUAUUUAUUUUUUAAUCUGUUCUCGAGAAUUUAUUAGUAUGUCAUUUAUGCUUGAAUUUUCUAAUAAAUACCUUCAUCAGUGCUCUCGGGUUCUACAACUCGUUUUACAACUCGUUUUACACAUUUUUUUAGAGUGUUGUUAUUUGACACUUUAAG
Molecule: messenger RNA, 1476 nt
Organism: Humulus lupulus (European hop)
Lineage: Eukaryota; Viridiplantae; Streptophyta; Magnoliopsida; Rosales; Cannabaceae
Product: suppressor protein SRP40-like
Exons: 2
Coding region: 101-991 (296 amino acids)
Source: RefSeq, a predicted model, not a curated record